Molecule: messenger RNA, 2008 nt
Organism: Papaver somniferum (opium poppy)
Lineage: Eukaryota; Viridiplantae; Streptophyta; Magnoliopsida; Ranunculales; Papaveraceae
Product: ribosome-binding ATPase YchF-like
Exons: 12
Coding region: 148-1431 (427 amino acids)
Cellular component (GO): cytoplasm
Molecular function (GO): GTP binding; ATP binding; ATP hydrolysis activity
Source: RefSeq, a predicted model, not a curated record
AGCGCUCCAUCUUUUAUCCUCCAAUCUCCAUCUUUUAUUUGAAACAGCGUUAUCAGGUCCUUUGGUUUCCAGAGAGCAGAGAACAGAGAUAACAUAAAACAGCGCUCCAUCUUUUAUCCUCCAAUCUCUACUCUCUUUUCUGCUAAAAUGGCUAAAUUGGCUUCACACCAUCUAAUUCCAGCUCUAGGGUUUCCUCUGAGGAGAUCAUCCUUUUGUACCCAAUGGAGAAAUCCCAAAGGAGAAAGUAUCAACAGUUUUUCUGUACUUAUUAAGCGAUUUUCUUCUUCACCUAAAGUCAGUAUGAGCUUGAAAGCUGGUAUUGUUGGACUUCCUAAUGUCGGAAAAUCCACUCUUUUUAACGCUGUUGUUGAGAAUGGGAAAGCCCAAGCUGCCAAUUUUCCUUUCUGUACAAUAGAGCCGAAUGUUGGGAUUGUUGCAGUCCCAGAUCCACGUCUCAAUGUGCUUUCAGAACUUAACAAGUCUCAGCGUGCAGUCCCAACAUCAAUAGAAUUUGUAGAUAUUGCUGGGCUUGUCAAAGGAGCCAGUCAAGGGGAGGGUUUAGGAAAUAAAUUCUUGUCACAUAUUCGUCAGGUGGAUGCCAUACUUCAGUCAGCGAGAUAUGAAAAGGUUGUUCGCUGUUUUGAAGAUAAUGAUGUAAUUCAUGUGAAUGGAAAAGUCGACCCCAAGUCCGACAUUGAUGUAAUCAACCUUGAGCUGGCUUUCUCAGAUCUCGACCAGAUUGACAAGAGAAUCGAUAAACUGAAGAAAGGAAAAGUGAAGGAUUCACAAUCAAAAGUGAAGGAAGAAGCAGAAAAGUCUGCUUUGGAAAGAAUUCAACAAGAACUCUUGGAUGGAAAACCAGCACGAUCAGUAACACUGACAGAUUAUGAGAGAGAAUCUAUAGAUCAUCUUUGUUUACUCACAAUGAAACCUGUUAUAUACGUUGCAAAUGUAACAGAAUCGGAUCUUGCGGACCCUGAAAGUAAUCCUUAUGUCAAAGAUGUGAUGAACCUUGCGUCUCAGUUGCAGUCUGGAAUAGUAUCAGUAUCAGCACAGGUCGAGUCCGAGCUUACUGAACUUCCAUCUGAAGAAAGAACUGAAUUUUUGAAUUCUCUUGGUGUCAGCGAAAGUGGCCUUGGAAAUCUUAUCAGAGCAACAUAUAGUCUUUUGGGAUUGCGUACUUACUUUACAUCUGGGGAGAAGGAAACAAAAGCAUGGACCAUACUUGCAGGAAUGACUGCACCACAAGCUGCGGGAGUUAUACAUUCGGACUUCGAGAAAGGCUUCAUCAGAGCUGAGACAGUAGCCUAUCAUGAUUUUGUUGCAGCUGGAUCACUUGCUGCUGCAAGGGAGAAAGGAUUGUUGAGAUCUGAAGGUAAAGAGUAUGUAGUUCAAGAAGGGGAUGUCAUGCUCUUCCGCUUUAACGUCUAACUCAAGGUCCGUUUGAACAAAGAUGAGUAAUUCUAUUCACUUCCUGCUUUGCUGGGUGGUCAUGUGCACAUGGUUCAGGUAAUAUCUUAUACAUAUUCAAGGCUACAGAAAAUUUUGAUGAAUAUAAUGCAACCUGAAGAAGGGAAUUGGUUAACUGAAAUUUGGAAUUACAUAUUCUUUUGAUUUGUAGUGAAAGGAAACUUUACACAUUGCCAGGAAAAGAUAAGGAAAUAUAAUUAAAUUGAAUGUUAUGCUUCUUAUGCUUUAGUGAACAAAAUAGAGUGGGAAAGAGAAAGGUUUCAGUUCCUAUUGAAAUUGUAGUUAAGCUCAAUCUGAGUUAUGCAAAGCUCGAGUGGGUUCUCUCGACUCACGAGAUAUUAUAUCAAAAGUUCAACCAUGUAAGUUUGUAUGUCCAGCGACUGUAUGGGUUUUGGAUUAGACUUCGUGUCUAGUGAUGUUAGGAUCAUAGAAGUAGAACUCAAGACACAAAUAAGAGAUUGGCGCAUUUGGUUUUAUCUACAUAUGAACUGUUGAGUUUGACAGUUUUUAUGAGAAAUUUAAACAAAGUUCAUCAACA